Molecule: messenger RNA, 3056 nt
Organism: Galeopterus variegatus (Sunda flying lemur)
Lineage: Eukaryota; Metazoa; Chordata; Mammalia; Dermoptera; Cynocephalidae
Gene: GFOD1
Product: glucose-fructose oxidoreductase domain containing 1
Exons: 2
Coding region: 298-1470 (390 amino acids)
Molecular function (GO): nucleotide binding
Source: RefSeq, a predicted model, not a curated record
GGGCUCCGCGGGGCUAAGGGGCCUCGGGAGCCCUGGGGGGGUCGCUGCCACCGCCGCCUCGGGGAGCCCCGCGUGGCGGACACUGCAGCAGUCACCUUCCUGAGACGCCCCGAACCUGCUCCGCCCGCAGCUCGGUGCGCUCUGGGUACCCGGGCGCCUUGCCCGGUGCACGGCGGCUGGCGCAUCGCGGCGAGGUCGGCUGCGGGAAGCCGGGUGCAGGACUGGCUAGAAGGGUGUGUGUGCGCGUGUUGGACUGGAGAUCCGGGCAGAAGCUGAAGCAGGCGGACCUGAGCAGCCAUGCUUCCCGGGGUGGGCGUGUUCGGCACCAGCCUCACGGCCCGUGUCAUCAUCCCGCUGCUGAAAGACGAGGGCUUCGCGGUGAAGGCGCUGUGGGGCCGCACGCAGGAAGAAGCGGAGGAGCUGGCCAAGGAGAUGAGCGUCCCCUUCUACACUAGCCGCAUCGACGAGGUGCUGCUGCACCAGGACGUGGACUUGGUGUGCAUCAACCUGCCGCCGCCCCUCACCAGGCAGAUCGCUGUCAAAACCCUGGGCAUCGGCAAGAACGUCAUCUGCGACCGCACGGCCACACCGCUGGACGCCUUCCGCAUGAUGUCUGCCGCCCACUACUACCCCAAGCUCAUGAGCAUCAUGGGCAACGUGCUGCGCUUCCUGCCGGCCUUCGUGCGCAUGAAGCAGCUGAUCGAAGAGGGUUACGUGGGCGAGCUGCUGGUGUGCGAGGUGCAGGUGCACGGCGGCAGCCUGCUGGGCAAGAAGUACAACUGGAGCUGCGACGACCUGAUGGGCGGCGGCGGCCUGCACUCGGUGGGCACCUACAUCAUCGACCUGCUCACCUUCCUCACCGGCCAGAAGGCCGUCAAGGUGCACGGGCUGCUCAAGACCUUCGUCAAGCAGACGGACCACAUCAAGGGCAUCCGCCAGAUCACCAGCGACGACUUCUGCACCUUCCAGAUGGUGCUGGAGGCCGGGGUGUGCUGCACCGUCACUCUCAACUUCAACGUGCCCGGCGAGUUCAAGCAGGACGUGACCGUGGUGGGCUCGGCCGGGCGCCUGCUGGCCAUGGGCACCGACCUGUUCGGGCAGCGCAACGGCGCCCCGGAGCAGGAGCUGCUGCUGCAGGACGCCACGCCCGUGAGCAACUCCCUGCUGCCCGAGAAGGCCUUCAGCGACAUCCCCUCGCCCUACCUGCGGGGCACCAUCAAGAUGAUGCAGGCCGUGCGCCAGGCCUUCCAGGACCAGGACGACCGGCGCACGUGGGACGGGCGGCCCCUCACCAUGGCCGCCACCUUUGACGACUGCCUGUACGCCCUGUGCGUGGUGGACACCAUCAAGAGGUCCAGCCAGACGGGCGAGUGGCAGAACAUCGCCGUCAUGACUGAAGAGCCCGAGCUGAGCCCCGCCUACCUGAUCAGCGAGGCCAUGCGCCGGAGCAGGAUGUCCCUCUACUGUUAGCACGGACUGGGGACCUGGAGCACCUGGCACUUGUGCAUGGGGCCCGGAGAGGAGGAAGGGCCUAAGGGAUAGGGGGGCCACGGGGACCGUGGGGGCGGGGGAGGUGGAGGGCAGUGUGAGUACAUGGCAUCUGGGAAGGUGAACCCGGGCCCAGUGAGGGACCCCAAAGCAGACUGUUGUUGGGCUGGGCCCCUAUCCUGGCAGUAUUCAGGAGGGCCUGCUGGGUAUUUGCAUGGGAGAAAGGAGGUUUAGCUGUCUCUACUGCCCUUAUUGUGAGGAGCAAGGAGGGGUUCCUUCCCUUUUAUCUCAUCCACCCCAGCACCUGGCCUUCUUUGCAAGCCAAAUGGUCCUGCAAGGUCAAGGCACUGUAUCAGAUGGCAAGCUCAGUGGCAGGGGAAGGCACGUCUUUAUGUGUCUACAAAAGCCUGUUAGCCUGGGGAGAGGUGGGAUGGGGGUGGAGCCUGUGGGAUGGGUGGGGGUGGGCUGGUGAGGAAGUUCAAAUUCCAGAAAGCCACUUUUUAUUCUGCUUAAAGUGUCUGGGGGUGGGGGGGGGAGUACUUAGUAGCAAAGUGCACAGCUCUGUUGAUAGGUUGGUUUUUCUAAUUGGUUCAUCACCCUUCACCUGGAGGGCUAAGGGAGGGUCGGGAAUAGCCAACAGAGAGCAGGGUUCCCUUAAGCCACAAGGAGAGAGCACAUGCUGCAUGGAAACAGGUGAGGCAGAGCAGAAAAUAUCCCUUUGAACUUGUCAACAAUUAUAAAACUGCAAGCAGCCACCUUGUAACUGUUUCCAGUAAGGGUGGAAUUGAGUGUAAGAGGGAUUUGUUAGUGAAGUGUUGAGGUGGUCCUGCCACGUGGCUCUCUGGGCAGUGACAGAAAGCAGCAGGCGGUGUAGGUCUGACCACAAACUCACAUGCUGCCCUCAAGGACUGGGGCAGCUGGGGGCCUCCAUGUCACAGUGUGAAUUCCCAAAUGGGAGGUAAAGUGAGCCUAGCUCUGGAGUUGUUUUGAGCUCUCACACCCAUCUCUCCUACCAAGCCGGGAAAGAGCUUUUUAGCAGAUUCACCCAGCUUUGUGGAUUUAAAAGAGAAAGCUUCAGUCCUACUCAGAAUCCUCUUUCCUUAAAAAAGAGUCAUGACUCUUUUCCUUAGCUUUGACUUUUGCUUUCAGGAUUCCGACACCUGAAAAGAAACUGAAUAGGCAUUAAAUGAAACAAAACAAAAGGAACAUUAUUUUCAGUGAUUCUAAAAUGGGGGGUUAGAGCCCUCUGAGAGGAUACUUGGUGUUGAGAUGCCUACUGUUGGAAAAAGCAUAUAUUCUUUUUCUUGGUUUCCUGUCUCUCUUGUCUUCUCACCCGCUACUUUCAGUACAGACUGUGAACUGCAGGCUCGGAGCUGGCAGUGCCAAAAGGGAAUGACUGGAGCCAGUUUCUCUCUCUCUCUCUCUCUCUCUCUCUUUCACGCACACAUGCACACACGCACACACACAUGCUUUUGUAAAUGCUUGCUAUCACCAAAUGUCACUAAAUUAUUUCUUAAAAAUUCAGAUCUGGGGCCGGCUCUGUGGCGCACUGCUACAGUGCGCCGCUU